UGGUUUCCAUAAAAGAAAACAACACGAAGAAGAAUAUUCGAAAUAAACAUGCUAAGUUGUAUCCCGAUGAUUGCACAAUAACAACAUUAAAGGAGCGCCAGAAGUUAGCUUUAUGGUGAUUCAGUUUCUCAGCAAUGAAAGGAAGUAUGAAGCGAAAGGUACUAACAUCUGGAAAGCUGACAGGUGGAGGAGCCAGGGUACAACAGGCGAGGAAACGGUUGCCAGUCUGCACUCGGGGCUGGAUCGUUGCGCUGUUCUGCUCUCUGGCAUGCUCCAGGUGGACAAGGAAGAACCUUUGAGACAACCUCUCAAAACAGUGGACAGUGGUGCUGCCAAACCAAAACCGUCCACCGGACCGGGGAAAAAGACCAGCAAGAAAUUCCCUCCAACAACAGAACGCAGUUCUACUAAGGUCCCGAGAGCAAAAGAUGGUCCUCCAAUGUCACAGUUGGGAGUGAAGGCGGCGCCCACCCUCCAGCAGUCUCACUUAAUUCCAUCCUUGAGACCGUCUCAACCGCUUCCCGGGUCUGCCCCCUCCCAGCCCUUGACCUCCGUCCUUCUGUCUGUGACCCAGUCUGAGUCCGCGCUCCGCUCCGCCCACCCCUCAAGUCAACGGACUCUUGCUCAGACCGCCUGCCAAUCAGUUGGCGGUUACCUCACGGCCUCUUUUAAUGGCAAAGAUGUUGAUUCUGUGCCUGUGAAAGACACAGACGACCAAAGUGCAACGCGCUUGAGUGCGCACGCCUACAAUACGAAGUUUAAUCCUGGUCCGCCGUAUGACACCCACCGUGACAUACAUAGCGAGGAUGACGUUAGUGCAGAAAAACUACGGACUGUUCAGUAUCUUCUUGGAGAGCUCAAGGCGUUGAUAGCUGGCAAAGGCAGUAUUGCGGAGCAGCUGCUCAGUCAUCUGGAGACGACCGUGUCCUCGCCGCAGUUGAUCUCCAAAGGUUUCGACCCUGAGAAAUCUGCAGACCUGCAGACUCUGCGCAACUUGAACGCCCAGCUUCACAGACGAGUGGCGUUUCUCAACAAACAGUUAAAGGAGAGGGAGAGACAACAAAAUACCGAAACCCUGUGUAACUCACAAGUGCUCAGUCUUCCAGAGGAUCUCUCUGCUGCUCAAUACCGCCUGCAGGAGCUGAAAGUUGUUCUCGCUGAAGCGCGGAAAUCUCUUCUGGACACGAAGAAACAAUUGCGCGACAGCGAGGCACUGAAUGCGCUGAUGAAAUCAGAUUUGGAGACCAUGAGAAUCAAAUUUGUCCACAGUGAGCAGGUACAGAGGGAACUGGCCUCACUUGCCCAGCAAAGACUGGAAGAGAUAGAAAACCUGAAGAGAAUGAUUAGGAGUGGCGACGUGUAUGAGUGCGAUAGAGUUGUUGACCUUGCGACAUCUGACGCAGCACUCAAGGAGCACUAUGAUGACCACAGCGGCGCCACUGAACGCAUCACGAAAUACCUGAUGACUCUGGGCCAACCGGAGGCAUCGUGCAGCCGUGCUAAUGUACACAUGGCUGCAGAAAGGGAAGAGAAAACACCAGAUGAAACGAAAAUGACCCCGCUAGAAAAAACGCCCUCUCAACCCUACCAUCAUCGUAACCAGACACACAGUGAAGGUUUCGCGGGAGUACAAUUAUCGGAGCAGCAGACGGGUGAAGAGCGCCGGCAGCUGUUUGACUCGUUCCUUUCUGAGGGCAAGAUGGAAACUCUGUCACCUGACUGUAGCAUGAGGUCAGUUUCAACCUUUGACACCAGAGAUGAGGCAGCGUUUCGAGACGGAUUGGCCGCUCUGGAUGCCAGCAUAGCUAAUCUGCAAAAAACAAUCAAACAGGAUUUAGGGAGAUGAUUCAAUGGUUUUACGUGCCCGUCCCAAUUUUGAGUUUGGUUCCUACUCCGUGUUUGUGUGAACGUGAAUGAGAGCUUGUUGCUUUCUGUACUCUGCCAUUGACUGGCGACCAGUCCAGGGUGUAGUUCGUCUAUCGCCUUAUGUGAGCUUGCAUUGGCUCCAGGUCCCCACAACCCUGAUCAGAAUAGAUGGAAGAUGUUGGAAUGGUUUUCAGAUGUGUUUUUUUUUUAAUCCUUUGUAAUAUGACACUUAAGAUGGCCAAUAAAAGUUAUUUUGAG
Hippocampus comes (tiger tail seahorse) is the source of this 2124-nucleotide messenger RNA. RefSeq names its product coiled-coil domain containing 14 (gene ccdc14). The record is from RefSeq and is a predicted model, not a curated record. Gene Ontology annotation, biological process: protein localization to centrosome. Gene Ontology annotation, cellular component: centriolar satellite. Bases 113 to 1846 code for a protein of 577 amino acids. The transcript is spliced from 10 exons. NCBI's taxonomy places the organism in Eukaryota, Metazoa, Chordata, Actinopteri, Syngnathiformes, Syngnathidae.